Molecule: messenger RNA, 1074 nt
Organism: Rotaria sordida
Lineage: Eukaryota; Metazoa; Rotifera; Eurotatoria; Philodinida; Philodinidae
Source: the annotation of a GenBank genome assembly
AUGGCUAAAGAUGCUUUGGGAUUGAUUGAUCAUCUGGGUUGGGCUCAGUGUCACGUAGUGGGUGUCUCUAUGGGUGGAAUGAUUGCAUUAGAAUUGGCUCUAUUAGCAAAUCGUAGAAUUCUUUCACUCACCCUCAUGGCCACACAUGCUGGUGGUUUAAUGGGUCAAGCGCCAUUCAUUGGCAUGCGCCACAUUAUUCGAACGUUUACAAUACGUGACGACCAUCAACUUGUGGAAAAUGCUCUUGCUAUGCUUUAUAGUCGAAAGACACUAAGCGAUUCUGAGAAACGACAGUAUUUCUACGAUUAUUAUCGUGAAAGAUUCAAGACUCGUGUUCCCCUAUCGCUAGUCGGCAAUUUUGGUCAAAUGUUUGCCGUUCAACGACACUACAUAAGCUACGUUGAUCUAUUAAAAAUUCGAUAUUCAAAUUUUCCUUGCUUGGUUAUGGUGGGUACUGAAGACCGACUUGUACGCGAGACUAAUUCCUAUAUGCUUCAACGAACACUUGACUGUCGACUCGUCAAACUCGAACAUGCAGGACACGACUUAGGAGGUGAAUGUACUCAGCAAGUCAAUCAAGAAUUAUUAGCAUUUUUCGAAUCGGUCGAGUUGAAAGAUCAUCCAUCACAUGUAUCAAGCGAAUAUACGACAGAAGUGCGAGCUCUGGAACUUUGCUGUCAACAUCGCACUCAUUGUUUUGUUUACAAUCUUGUUGGUUUCCUUAAGGGUCUACUUCUCGGUUUGAUUCUUUACUGUGCGUUAACUAGUGGGUUGACGAAGAAUGAACUGAUGAAUAUUCAUCUAUGCACUCGCUGUAUGGUGCUCAUCGGCUGUUUGAAAGGCUUGCAUCGAUCGAUAUUAUGUGUUUUCAAUGCAUUUCGAGCGCGACGUUUUGUCCGAAAACAUCAGUUAUUUCUCGAGCGAGCGGCUAAUCACGGUGGCAUUGGAAUCACUUUACCUAGCCGACACAAGAAUGGCAUACCAAAUGGAUGCGGUUUCGAACUACCUGUCUUGCCACUUAUAUUCACUGUCUGUCUCAUUAGCCUUGCCUGGUGGACAAGACAAUAUGAUUAA